Messenger RNA from Prorocentrum cordatum, 1614 nucleotides. The record is from the annotation of a GenBank genome assembly. Lineage: Eukaryota; Dinophyceae; Prorocentrales; Prorocentraceae.
GAGGAGCAGGACGACGGCGACGACGUUCCACCUAUCCUCCGGGAGAUCCAGCGUGAGAGCGGCAUGACGCUGACGUCGAUGAAAAUCCUCAACGCGGUCUUCGGCUCGGAUCGCGAAGAAUGGCGCCAAACUUUGGGGGCGGAGCUCAUCUCCAUGACGGACAACGAGACCUUCCGGAAGACUUCGGCCGCAGAGGUGCGAGAAGUACGACCUCAAGACGUCCUUCCUAUGAAAGUUGUGACCGGGAUCAAGGCUGCAGAUUCAACUGGGCACAGGAGGAAGAAGGCGAGGGGCGUCGUGUGCGGCAACUUUGAGGGCGAGUCGGACGAGCCGGUGUACUGCAGCAACUUGGACAUUGCGUCGUUGAGGGCUGCAUUGGCGGUGGCCUGCAAGAAUGGCUGGAGCCUCGGGGCCAUGGACGUGUCGACCGCGUUCUUGAACGCACAUUUGCCCAUAAGGCACAAGCGUGUCGUCGUCAGGCCGCCUGCUGUUUUUGUCCGGUACGGCUUGGUUCCAGAGGGCGAACUCUGGGCGGCGGAGAAGGCCAUCUACGGCCUGAGGGUCAGCCCGAAGGCUUGGAGCGACAAGCGGGGCGCUUUCGUGAAGUCGAUCGUGGUGGAUAUCGGGGGCGAGCCGCACGUGCUGCGGCAAUCGUCUGCUGAUCUGGCGGUCUGGGCGGUGGUGCCGCAGCAGGGCGGCGACGUCGUUGGCUACGCGCUGGCGUACGUGGACGACUUCUUGAUGAUGGGGUCGGACUCCGCAGUGAUAGCUCUGAGGGACCAGCUGGGGAAGCUCUGGCGCACGAGCUCGCAGCCGAUCGCGAACAGGUCGGCCCCCGGCUCGCUCCGGCACCUGAGCAUUGACAUCGAGCUCAAGGCCGACGGCACUCUGACGCUCGGGCAGCGCCAGUACACCGAGGAGCUGCUCGAAAAGUGGGGGAUGCUGCAUUGCAACGGGACGGGGAACAUCAACUUGGAGAAGGAGUCUUUCGAGCACUUCACGGCCACCUCCUCCAGGUGCGAUGGCGACGACGAGGAGGAGGCACCCGAGGUCUUGAGGCAUUUGUCCAGUACGCGCCGCACGGGGCUCUACUACCUCCCCGGCAGCGGAGGCGCAGGCGGAGACGACCAGGGCGAUGGUGGCGAGCCGGGCCCGGAGGCCGCCUUCGUCCAGACGUUCGCGGACGCUUCCCACGAGGACGUGGGAACCCAGACAGGGGUCGCUACGUAUCUUGAUGGUUGCCUGAUCGAUUGGAGGUCAGUCAGGCAACAAUUAGUCGCUUUCUCCACUUGUGAAGCCGAGGUCAACGCACUUGCCAUGGGCGAGAGAAUGCAAUCGUCAGUGGUAGCGACUUUGGAGAGCAUGCAGAUCCGAUGCCGUGCCGUUCUGUAUGGAGAUAACAGCGCCGCCAACCAAAUUGCGACUGGCAGGGGGGCGUGGCGCACGCGAGCCCUCUCGACCAAAGUUAACGCGAUUCGUUCGCGUGUCGAGCGAGGGCUUCUGACUCUCCAGUUCGUCGCCACAUCUUUUAUGAAGGCCGACGGGCUGACGAAGUGCGGCGGAGUGCCGUGCGCGCAACGCACCAGAGGCCAUAUUGGCCUGCGCCCGCUGUGA